Carassius auratus (goldfish) is the source of this 2458-nucleotide messenger RNA. RefSeq names its product synaptotagmin VIa (gene syt6a). The coding region runs from base 230 to 1843 and encodes 537 amino acids. Gene Ontology annotation, biological process: calcium-ion regulated exocytosis. Gene Ontology annotation, molecular function: calcium-dependent phospholipid binding; SNARE binding; phosphatidylserine binding. NCBI's taxonomy places the organism in Eukaryota, Metazoa, Chordata, Actinopteri, Cypriniformes, Cyprinidae. The transcript has 7 exons. The record is from RefSeq and is a predicted model, not a curated record. Gene Ontology annotation, cellular component: exocytic vesicle; plasma membrane.
CGUUAGUGAAUCAUUAAGCAGUGCACACACAUGUUUAUAUGAUACACCCACAUAAAUGCACAAACAAAAACUGUGACAAACAUUCUUGCACACGCACUUGAGGAACAAUAAGAUUCAGCAGCAGGAGAAACUUGCGUUCAUGUGGCUGCUUCUGCGGCGCUGUGGGUGAGAGGGGGUGUGUUCGGAUCCCGCUGGAGGAGCCAGUUACGCCGAGGAUGCGUCAGGGAGCAUGACUGCUGCCGGAAAGGGGCAUGACAUGAUCUGUCAGAAGGCAGUGUCUCUCAUAGUUGACCUCUGUACGCAGGACAGCCCGCAGCUGGACCACAACACCUGUGAGGAGUUCCUCUUUCUCAUCUCCAAUCAAGAGUACAACCACAAGGAUUCGGACAUCGCUGUUGGUCUCCCCAUCGGUGUGAUAAUAGCGUGUGGCUUGGCGCUGCUGUUGCUCGCUGCAUUCGUCUCCUGGAAGCUGUGCUGGGUCCCUUGGAGGAACAAAGCCCUCUCGUCGAGUUCUGCGGCCCUCGCACCUGACGACUGCCCCUCGGUUCAUUUACCAUCUCUUCUGCCCAGUCCUCAGCCGUCUGAGGUCAAUAUGGCGACAGAGAAGGAAAAGUAUCCUUUGGCAUCAAUGGGCUUCCUGGAGGCAGCUGUUAAAAUAAGUCAGACCUCUCCCGACAUCCCUGCUGAGGUGCAGCUCUCCAUGAGGGAGCACUUCCUGCGCCGUACGCAGCGCAUGCAAAGACAGACCACAGAGCCGGCGUCAUCCACCAGGCAUAGUUCCUUCAAACGUCACCUUCCUCGUCAAAUGCAGGUAGGGAGUCUGGACCUGGGAGAUGACUAUGAUGUGGAUGAGCAGCCAACCAGCAUUGGCCGUAUCAAGCCUGAACUCUACAAGCAAAUGACCACAGACAACGACGAAUCCGGCAACAGCAAAGGUGGCAAAAACUGCGGCAAGAUCAACUUUUCCCUCCGCUAUGACUAUGAGAACGAGAUGUUACUUGUCAAGAUACUCAAGGCAUUUGAUCUCCCAGCCAAGGACCUUUGUGGCAGCUCUGACCCAUAUGUCAAGAUCUACCUGCUGCCGGAUCGGAAGAAGUUCCAGACACGAGUCCAUCGUAAAACACUCAACCCCACGUUUGACGAGUCCUUCCAGUUCCCGGUACCCUACGAUGAGCUUCCCAUCAGGAAGCUCCAUCUCAGUGUUUUCGACUUUGACAGGUUCUCACGGCACGAUAUGAUCGGAGAAGUCAUACUGGACAAUCUGUUUGAAGUGUCUGAUCUCUCAAGGGAGACCUCCAUCUGGAGAGACAUUCAGUAUGCUACCUCUGAAAGCGUGGACCUUGGGGAGAUCAUGUUCUCACUCUGCUAUCUACCUACAGCAGGCAGAUUAACACUCACUGUCAUCAAAUGCAGGAACCUAAAGGCAAUGGACAUCACAGGAUAUUCAGAUCCCUAUGUGAAAGUAUCCCUCAUUUGUGAUGGAAGACGCCUGAAAAAGAAGAAGACGACAACAAAGAAAAACACCCUGAAUCCCACUUAUAAUGAGGCCAUUAUCUUUGACAUCCCUCCAGAGAGCAUGGACCAAGUCAGCUUGCAGAUCUCAGUCAUGGACUAUGACCUGGUGGGGCACAAUGAGAUAAUUGGUGUGUGCCGUUUGGGCAGUGGUGCUGAAGGUUUAGGUAGAGACCACUGGAAUGAGAUGCUUGCAUAUCCCCGUAAGCCAAUUGCACACUGGCACCCCCUGCUGGAAUCUAAGAAAUCAGAAAAACAGUGGAAAGCUAGAACAGCCAGUUUUGACAGUCAGGGGUCUUGUCCCUCCCCCAAACCUCCUGCCAGCCCUUGAUCAGAGCCAUAUGUAAAACUACAGGCUCAGCAUCCUCUGUUUGUCACUCCUAUGAAAACGAGAGCCCUGCUAUUUCAAUUUUCUCCUAUGGGUUGCUUUAGAUGGUUCCCAAACACUGAUCUAAGAGCCUGCUGUCUUUGCCCUGAUGUUCACCAUGUUCAAGCUGUUCCAGUUCGUACGAUCCUCAGUCAAUUCUUAGGAGUGUUGUACAAACCUCUGUACCUAGAAUACUAUUCAAAGCCAAUGUUGUGUACCUAGAAUAGGUUGGUAUCGUCAGCGGAGAUGUUUCUUUCCCAUAUGAAUUUUCCUGAAGUAUUGAAAUCCGAUGCAGUGUUCUGCAAGCAGUCUAUGCGCAAACAGACGUUUCUGCACAACACUGCAAGGCUCUUUGUAGAUGGCUCUGCUCUGAUCUAAAGACUUUGAAAGUUGGAUCAACUCUUGGAAGUACUGGGAAUGAGGUCAGAAAGGUUGGUGUAUACAGUAAAAUACUGAGGGAAAGGACAUUGUUUUGUGUGAAUGAGAAAAAGAAAGGAAUGGAUUUGUCAUGUGCUGUAUACUACGAACAAACCCUUUUCUUUGUCAAAUCCUUGUAUGAAAACUGUGUGAAGGUACACA